AUGCCUGACCCGAUGACGUUACAAGAAGAAUCCGAUCACUUCUCGCCAUACAGGGCGGAUGGGAAGCUAUAUGGAUUCGUGUGUGUGGUGACUGGGGCGAACAUGCCUGUGGGAGCCGCCGUUGUCACCGAGUUGGCAGCACACGGCGCAGCCUGCAUUUACGCCUGCACGGCCACGGACGAGCCAUCUGGCCUAGAAGCGUCUCUGCCCAAACUCUACCCGAACACGAAAAUCAUCGACUACCCGUAUUCCAUCUCCUCGGAGCAAGACACACUGAACCUGAUCGACGAAGCCCUCAAUGCCUGGGGCAGGCUGGAUGUUUGGGUGUGUUCUUCGGGUCUACUGGGCCCUCCCUCGAUCGACCAGACCACGCCGACGGAUCUGCAGGCAUGCUUCGAGGCGAAUAGUCUGGCACCGUUCUUCGCGCUGAAAUACGCGCCGCCCGCCAUGCAAAAGACCGCGUCCAAGGGCAACUACCCGAACGCGGCGCCCAAGGAUCGGAAAUACGGUAGUAUCAUUGUCGUCACCAGCACGGCCAGCACGUACGGAGGCUGCUGGGGACCGUGCUAUACGAUGAGCGCCCACGCUGCUUUGGGCGUCGUCCGUGCAGGCGUCGCGGUGCUCAAGGGCACGGGAGUCCGCAUCAAUGCUAUCUCGUCGGGCCAGAUCGAUGUCGGGAUCAGUCUGGACGGGUUCGAUGCGAAGACUAUGUCGAAUAGUGCUCAGUUGCCCCCGGCUGCGCUGCAGAGCCCGACGGCGCAGAAGAAUAAUAUUGGGCUGGAGAGGGCUGGCAGGCCCGCGGAGGUCGGGAGGGUUGCUGGGUUUCUGGCAUCCGGGUUUAGCAGUUACAUCACGGGCGCAAAUAUGGUGGUUGAUGGCGGCGCCAGUGUCAUGUGUCCGCUGAUGGUUCCGAUAUGA
Messenger RNA from Capronia coronata CBS 617.96, 918 nucleotides. RefSeq lists its product as uncharacterized. The record is from RefSeq and is a predicted model, not a curated record. Bases 1 to 918 code for a protein of 305 amino acids. Gene Ontology annotation, cellular component: peroxisome. Gene Ontology annotation, molecular function: trans-2-enoyl-CoA reductase (NADPH) activity. Lineage: Eukaryota; Fungi; Ascomycota; Eurotiomycetes; Chaetothyriales; Herpotrichiellaceae. The transcript has 2 exons. Gene Ontology annotation, biological process: phytol metabolic process.